This is a messenger RNA of Penicilliopsis zonata CBS 506.65, 834 nucleotides long. RefSeq lists its product as hypothetical. Gene Ontology annotation, molecular function: S-adenosylmethionine-dependent methyltransferase activity. NCBI's taxonomy places the organism in Eukaryota, Fungi, Ascomycota, Eurotiomycetes, Eurotiales, Aspergillaceae. The record is from RefSeq and is a predicted model, not a curated record. The coding region runs from base 1 to 810 and encodes 269 amino acids. The transcript has 4 exons.
AUGUCAACACAUCCAGAAAAACUCCAGACGCCUGAGAAACAGACUCGCCUGAUCCGACACUUUGAAAAAAGUUCGAUCGAGGAGCAUAACAAUGCAUGGACAAACCUCUGGGACACCGAUAACAGUGACAUGUGGGACAGAGGGAAGCCCUCGCCUGCUCUGAUUGAUCUGAUUGAACAGAGGGAAGACAUUCUGAGCCCAAUUGCAGUUGAUGGCCGGAGGAAGAGGGCUCUCGUUCCUGGAUGUGGAAAGGGCUACGAUGUGGUCAUGCUUUCUCUACAUGGGUUCGAUGUUGUUGGGCUUGAGAUCUCGGCCAAGGGAGUCUCCAUCGCAGAGAACUAUGCACGGGAAGAGCUCCAGACUCCCCAAGCGUACAAUUUCGGGUCUGCUUGGGUAAACAAGUUUGAAAGAGGCUCGGUAUCUUUUAUUCAUGGAGAUUUCUUCCAAUCGUCCUCUGUUAAGGGGGAGAGGUUUGAUAUUAUUUAUGACUACACUUUUCUUUGUGCUCUCCAUCCAACAAUGCGUGCUCAAUGGGCUUCACGCAUGGCUGACCUGUUGGUUUCCGGUGGUCUUCUGCUUUGUUUGGAGUUUCCUCUCUUCAGAGAUCCUAGCCUUCCAGGCCCACCGUGGCCCUUGCAAGGCGUCCACUGGAACCUACUCGCUGAGGGUGGUGAUGGAAUUGUGUAUCCUCCCAGGCCGGAUCAACAGGGGAAAACGGGGUCUUUCGAGAGGAAAUGGUAUAUCAAGCCUGAGAGGUCGUAUGAGAGUGGGAAAGGAACUGAUAUGUUGAGCGUUUACAAAAGGAAGUAGAUUAAUAAGUACCUUCAAUUAAAC